This is a messenger RNA of Bradysia coprophila, 1894 nucleotides long. RefSeq lists its product as uncharacterized. The record is from RefSeq and is a predicted model, not a curated record. NCBI's taxonomy places the organism in Eukaryota, Metazoa, Arthropoda, Insecta, Diptera, Sciaridae. Gene Ontology annotation, cellular component: nucleus.
CUCAAAGCAAAAAAAAGUACACUGGGAACUUCGCAACCACUUAGUGCGCGAUCUUUUGACAUGUUUUUGAUGUUUGUUUUGGUCGUUUUGUUUUGAUUCAGUAAAGUGUUCCCAAGCAAGUAAUAACAAUCCUCGGUCUAGUAGUAAAAAUCAUUAUCAAAUGGGAAUUCGAUAUUUGCAAACGUUUCUGUGCAACGAUGUUCCCGAUGGAUAUUUCCAAAUUAAUAUUGGACAGGAGAUACAACGUUGGCAAAGCCAAAACUGCGGUCGAGCAGUGAUAGUCUUUGAUGUUAUGGCCCUUCUGAAUAUAACACUUCAGUCGAACAUUGAUGUGGUACAGGGCGGUAGACAUCACAUAGUUUUGAGUAAAUACGAAGAUUUCUUCCGCAAAUUGAAGCAGAAUCAUCAAGCAGAACUGGUAUUCUUUUGUGAUGGACGUGUGCAGCAGAACAAAAACGACAUCUGGAUUGAGCGACAAAACGAGAAAUAUGCCAAAACGAUAAGAAUUUUCGAUAAAAUUGAAGAAUCGAACGGAUCGCUGAAAUUCAUAAAUACGCUGAAAAGUGAAGAUUUUCCCGGUUUGACGACGACAAUUCACGGUUUAGUGAAUGUGUGCAGGAAGCAUGGUGAAUUUAAGCUAGCAAUGAACGUCGAAUGUGACACAGAGCUGUCGAGAUUCGCAACGCUGAACAAUGCUGUGGCAGUCAUAGCCGACGAUACGGACUUCCUAAUAUAUGAGGGUAAUUGGAAGUAUUGGUCUGCCAGAAAUUUGAAUUUAGUCCAAUUCACUACAAUGGAAUACUGCCGUUCUGCAUUACGAAUUGCUUUGGGCUUAGCACCGAAACAAUUGCCAAUAUUCGCCACAUUAGCCGGUAAUGAUAUCAUUCGGCAAGAUCACGUUCAGCCAUUUCAUCGAAGGUUGCGAUUAAACCGUCACAAUCGUUUUGAUAAAUUGGCUCAAUUUGUUCGUUCCAACAAAACGGAUGUUGCCAAUAUUUCGCAGGCAAUAUUCGGAUCGACGAAGGACCAAUUUGUUAACCUGGUGCAAGAGAGUGUCGGUACAUAUAACAUCAACUACGAAACGACUGUAGUGCAUGAUUUAUUGACACAGAAGAGUGCAUAUGAAACAAGUUUUUACACGUUCCUGAACGGACUACCCUAUAACAUAACGUUGAUGUUUUCCGACUUGCGAAGGAGGGACUUUUUGUCUUAUUAUGAGAUUUUGAUGCCAAUAGUCAAACGGCAAAUUGGAUUUGUUCGUCAGCACAAGAAUAGUAAGGACUACAGGCAGGUUAUUGUCACGAAAAUCGAUCACAAUCAAUCGUACAAAGAAUUCUUGAUUGCACCCGACUAUCCGAAAUUGGAGUUACCUAGUCUACUGGAUAUAACAUUCGAUAAGAAAACUGAACAUUUGAACUCACUUCGAUUCGAUCUUUUAGCUUGGCUAAUUUUUGGUGGUGAUCAGGUGCUAAAUAUUGAGGAGCUUCCUGCAAAUUACAUGGUUUUGAUGACAACCCUGAAGUUUCUAUUGAAUAUUAACCAGAUCACUAUAACGGAAGCUGACGCCGUACUAUUAUGCGUUCAUAAAGUCCAUCAAAAGACUGUGCCAGUCGACAUGUCUUCACCCGCUAAAGUCACAACGCGAUCCAUAAUGGUUAGUCAUCUGUAUUCGAGGAUGCACAAUACAAUUUUGAUUUGUUUCAAAUUUGUUGGACUGGAUCGAUUGAUCGAUUACCUGCUAUUCGAUGGACCGUUUUUCAUGGUUCUGGUGGAAAGAUUAUCGUCCCAAUCUGAAACCGAUUACAACCACACAAUUGCUGACAUUCUUCAGUUCCGAAAAUUUUUGUUCGACUAAUUCCGAGUGGAAUAAAGAAAGUUUCAAUUUUUGACUAGA